Molecule: messenger RNA, 781 nt
Organism: Anas platyrhynchos (mallard)
Lineage: Eukaryota; Metazoa; Chordata; Aves; Anseriformes; Anatidae
Gene: ATP5PO
Product: ATP synthase peripheral stalk subunit OSCP
Biological process (GO): proton motive force-driven ATP synthesis
Cellular component (GO): membrane
Molecular function (GO): proton-transporting ATP synthase activity, rotational mechanism
Source: RefSeq, a predicted model, not a curated record
CCGCGCAGCGCUGAGGGGCGGUGCGGCCGCCAUGCCUGCGCGGGGCCGGGCGGCGCCGUGACCUCCAGCGGACAGAAACAAAAUGGCGGCGGCGGGGCUGGCGCUGAAGGUGCGGCAGCUGAGCACGUCGGCGGCCAGGCCGGUGUCCAAGCUGGUUAAGCCCCCCGUGCAGGUGUACGGGCUGGAGGGCCGCUAUGCCACCGCGCUGUACUCGGCCGCCACCAAGCAGAAGAAGCUGGAGCAGGUGGAGAAGGAGCUGCUCCGCGUGUGGACUCUUUUGAAGGACCCCAAACUGUCCAGUGUUGUUAUGAACCCUCAUACCAAGAGCACAGUUAAACAAAAAGCCGUGAAUGACGCUCUAGCAAAAGAGAAGAUGUCCCCUAUUACUGUCAACCUGAUGAACUUGCUGGCUGAGAACGGUCGCUUGCGCUACACUCCAGGCAUUGUGUCUGCCUUUGGGAAGAUCAUGAGCGCGUACCGAGGAGAGGUGCUGUGCACGGUCACCACCGCACAGCCCUUGGAUGAUGCCAGUCUCACUGACCUAAAAAGUGCUCUGAAUGGAUUCUUGGCUAAGGGAGAGGUCCUGAAGCUGGAGACCAAGACGGAUCCAUCAGUGCUUGGUGGAAUGAUCGUCAAUAUUGGGGAGAAGUAUGUAGAUAUGUCGACGAGGACAAAGAUCCAGAAACUCACCAAAAUCAUGAGGGAGACUGUCUAGCAAGCUGUCCUGACCAUUCGCAAUGAAACUUACAAGGUGGAAACAAUAAAGUUAUUCUUGAACUGA